This is a messenger RNA of Rotaria sp. Silwood2, 2127 nucleotides long. NCBI's taxonomy places the organism in Eukaryota, Metazoa, Rotifera, Eurotatoria, Philodinida, Philodinidae. The record is from the annotation of a GenBank genome assembly.
AUGGCACAGAAGAAUACGAAAUCCAACACAACGACAUCAUUGAAACAAACAAGUACAACACCCAAAUCGACAAGCGCACAAUCUUCAGUUAAAAAUAUUCAAUCUCAAGAACAAUCAAUGGUCAAGACUACAUCAAUCGAAUAUCCAAAAAAUAUUAUUGAGAAUUAUAUUAUUAUUUGGUUAAAUCCUAAUCUUGAUUUGUCGAAUGAAGAAAACAAAGAAUUAAUUAGUCAACUCCGAUCUAUCGUUAACACUACUAUAACAUUGACUGAUAUUGAUCAAUGUGUUAAAUUUCUCAAACAAAUCAAAAAUGAAAAAGUCUUUUUAAUCAUUUCUGAUUGUUUCAUUAAACAGAUUGCUUUACUCGAAGAAGAAUUUACUCAACUCAAUUCAAUCUAUAUAUUUUGUGAUCAAAAAUUAAAAUUUGAUGAAAUCAUCAAAGCAUACAAAAAAGGAAAAGGUGUUUUUACUCAAAUGAAACUUCUUUGUAUUGAACUGAAAAAAGAAGUUCGUCAAUUAAAUAAUGAUUUGAUACCAACUAGUAUUAUUUCUGUACCAUCGACUACUAAUUUCAAUGAACUUGAUCCAUCAUUUAUGUAUUGUCAAUUACUUAAAGAAAAUUUUCUAACAACACAGAAUAAUAUUGAAAGUUCAGUUCAAGAACUCGUGGAAUUUUGCCGUACUAAUUACGAGGAGAAUAAUGGUGAGAGAGAACUAGUUGAAAAAUUUGAACAAAAAUAUAUUGAAAUAUCACCAAUCUCAUGGUACACACAGCAAAGUUUUGCAUACAAGAUGCUCAACAAAGCUCUAAGAACACUUGAUAUUAAAACUAUUAUGAAAAUGGACUUCUUUAUUCGAGAUCUUCAUAGGGACAUAGAAUUAUACCAUUCGAAAUUGAACAUUAAUCUAUGUCCGUUCAAAGUCUAUCGAGGACAAGGCUUGCCAAAUGAGGCGUUUGACCAGCUAAAGAAAAACAAAGAUGGUCUUAUAGCUUUCAAUAGUUUUCUUUCCACGACGAUCGAUAAAUCUGUUGCUCUGAACUUUGCUCGUAAUAGUCAAUGUUAUACCAAUACAACAAGUAUUCUGUAUGAAAUGAAAAUUGAUCCAUCUAUUUCAUCGAUUCCUUUUGCUUCAGUGAGUCACCUAAGUGCAUAUCCUCAAGAAAAAGAAUAUCUUUUCUCAAUAUGUACAGUCUUUCGAAUCGAUAAUAUCGAAAGACACGAUGAACAUCUAUGGACAAUAAAAUUGACAUUGACAAAUGAUAAAGAUCCAUUACUUAAACGUCUUACUGAUCAUUUGCGAAUUUCACUUGGUGAUGGAAGUGGAACGCGUCGACUAGGUCAAUUAAUGAUAAAGAUGGGUCAAUUUGAUAAAGCUUUAGAGAUUUAUAAAAUAUUACUCAAAACUGUUGAUCCUGAUGACAAAAAAGAAACGACUUUUCUUCAUAAUCAAUUAGGAUAUGCUUGGAAACAAAAAGGUGAAUUAAAAGAAGCAUUUUCUCAUUACGAAGAAUCUCUUAAGAUAAGUCGAACUUAUAUGUCAGAUAUUGAUCAUCGACUCUCUAGUACAUAUUCGAAUAUUGGUGGAAUUCUUAAAAAACUAGGUGAUUGUAACGGAGCAUUGAAAUUUUAUGAACUUGUUCUUAAGAUCGAUCUUGCUGCUCCAAAACCUAAUCCAUUAGAAAUUGCUAUUGAUUACAAUAAUAUUGGUUCAGUGCUUGAUGAUCAAGGAAAAUAUGCUGACGCACUUAAAAGUUAUGAACAAGCAUUAGAAAUUAAAUUAACUCAUCUUCCACCUCAUCAUCCAUCAUUAGCUGGUACUUAUAGUAACAUUGGUUUAAUACAUCGAAAAAUGGGUGAUUGUUCAACUGCAUUGUCAUCCUAUCAUAAAACGCUUGAAAUUCAACAAAAGUCUUUACCACCUAAUCAUCCAUCAUUAGUUGUCACUCAUGGAAAACUGGCUAUAGCAUUGGAAGAUCUUCAUCGAUAUGAAGAAGCUAUUGAACAUGCUCAAAAAGCUGUUAAUGUCGCUGCUGUUGCAUUCGGACCUUCACACCCAGAAGUGGAAAAACGACAACAAUAUCUCGAUAAACUUCAACAAGAAAAGAAGGUGGUCACUAAGCAAUGA